Molecule: messenger RNA, 420 nt
Organism: Populus euphratica (Euphrates poplar)
Lineage: Eukaryota; Viridiplantae; Streptophyta; Magnoliopsida; Malpighiales; Salicaceae
Exons: 2
Coding region: 106-420 (104 amino acids)
Source: RefSeq, a predicted model, not a curated record
CUGUCUUUUUAUAUACCCAGUUUGUCUGCAUGCUGACAUCGCACUUCUUUACAAGUUAAUUUCUUCUCUUCUAUCAUUAAAAAGCUUGACAUUGUUUUUCUUAAUAUGUUUUUUGUUCUUUGUUCAGCUAAUACAUCUGCUUCCACCAUAGCCGCCAACAUUAAUUCCAUUCCUAUGCUGAAUGAAACCAACUCCAGGGAUUUGAAAGAGAAUGCAAUGAUUGUUCUCGGCUGCAUGGAUCCAGACCUUGUGCCAAGGAUUGAACAACCCACUGCUCUUACGGACAGAAGUUCCAAAGCCUUUAGAGGCUCUGUGUCUGAAAAGGUUACAACUGCCAAGAAGUUCCUUGAGGCAAUUGAAAAACAUUUUGCAGAAAACAAUAGGAAGGGCUGGAACAAGAAUAUACGCUUAAAACCUUAA